CGGCGCGCCUCAAUAUCAGUGGGAAAAAAAGAUUUGGCUUUGGAAUUUUACAAUUCUGUCUCUCGUAUCCUUGACGUUUCACUGUCGUUUCUUAUUUUUUUCAACACUAUCAAUAAGCCACUUCUUCUUCUCACUUCACCACCUACUACUGCUACUACUUCAUCCAUGGAAGAUCACACUCUGUUGCUUCUCUCUAAAAUCUUUUAAAACAGACGCUUUUAUCCUCACUUCUCAACUCUUUUCUCUCUUUCAAUUACUCACAAAAAUGUCACUCAAUUCUAAUCACUAUCUUUUAAUCAUCCCCGUCGUUUUAAUCCUUCACAGCUCCGUUAGUGUCGCCGAUAACGAUAAACAAGCAUUACUAGACUUCAAAUCCGCAAUCACCAGCGACCCAUUAAGCCUCACUUCCGACUGGAACCCUAACGACCCACACCCCUGUUCAUGGCACGGCGUUACCUGCAACUCGCUCUCUCGGGUCAUAUUUCUCAAUCUUUCACCACCUGACGAUAAUUCCACGUGUCCUCUUGUUUCACUCUCUUCUUCAAAUUCAAUGGUAAGUAACUACUCUGUGCACUAUCCUUGCUUAGGAGGGUAUAAUGGUAAUUUAUCACCGAGGUUAUCUGGUACUUUGUCACCUUCAAUUGGGAAAAUUACGCAGCUUAGAGUGUUGUCACUAGGGUUUAAUUUGUUAUCUGGUGAAUUGCCUUUGGAAAUUGGCCAGCUUAAUUUUUUAGAGGUUCUUGACUUGGGUUUUAAUGCUUUUUAUGGUGCUAUACCAGUGAGUUUACAGAAUUGUAGUUCGUUGCGUGUUGUUAAUCUCUCCGGUAAUCGGUUAAAUGGUACAUUGCCUGAAAUUUACUCUCAUAGAUUGGAAAUUCUGAUGCUUUCUUUUAAUUUGUUGGGUGGUUCUAUUCCUGAUGAUUUGGGUGAUAAUUGUGGUAGCCUUGAGCACCUUUUUCUCGACGGAAAUUUGUUUUCGGGUGCCAUUCCGAGUAGUGUAGGGAAUUGUAGUAAGCUUAAGUCUUUGAUAUUGUCAUCGAAUUUGCUGCAAGAUGAUAUUCCUUUAACAGUUGGGAGAUUGGAAAAUCUUCAGGUGCUUGACUUGUCCAGAAAUUUCUUAAGUGGGGUUAUACCGUCUGAAUUGGGUUAUUGUCAGCAGUUAAAGGUGGUUGUACUAAAGAAUAACUAUGGUCCCUUGUGGUCGAGUGUUUCUUCAAGCUCUGUGAUUGAUGAAGCAGAGAGUGGAGAGGGGGAGUUUAACUAUUUUGAAGAAGAAUUGCCUGGUAGCAUCACCCUGCUACCUAACCUUCGUGUGCUUUGGGCGCCAAACUUGAAUUUUGAGGCUAGUUUUCCGCAGAAUUGGGGGUCAUGUUCUAAUUUGCAGAUGCUGAACUUGGCUGGAAAUUACUUUACUGGGGGAAUACCAGAGUCCCUUUCUAAAUGUGAGAAGUUAUACUUUCUUGAUUUAAGUUCUAACAACUUGACUGGGUCACUUCCUCAAGCUUUUCAUGUUCCAUGUAUGGUUGUUUUCAAUGUUAGCCAGAACAAUUUUGCUGGGGAUAUCCCAAGUUUUUCUAAGGAUGGGUGUUCAAUGAAGUCAUUUAUUAAUACCAGCUCAUAUGAUGAUGCUGUUGGUUUCUUCUCUUCUUUCUUUUAUAAAAAUGCUAUUAUGGACAUUACAUCUUUCUCCAUGAAUUCUGAUGGUUUGGUUGUGUUGCAUGAUUUGAGCAAUAACAUCUUCACUGGUCCUGUUCCACCCCUGUUCAUUGCGUCAGAAAGCUUUUCUACUAUGCCUUUCUAUGGGUUUUGGAUGGAUGGGAAUAAUCUUGAUGGUAACAUUUCAUCUUAUUCGUUUGAUUUGUGUCGUAGUUUGGAUGGUCUGAUAUUUGAUAUUGGUAACAAUAGAAUUGUUGGUGAACUUCCUUCAGCUGUUGGAAGCAGUUGUAAAUGCAUGAAAUUUCUCAGCUUGGCAGGGAAUAAUUUGAUUGGUUCCGUUCCUCAUACUUUCGCUCAUUUGGAUUCCCUACUUAAUCUCAACCUCAACAGAAACAGAUUGCAAGGUGCAAUUCCUUCCUACAUUGGCCAGAUGAAAGAUCUGCAGUAUUUAUCCCUUUCCAGCAACAACUUUACUGGCACAAUACCUUUAGAGUUAGCUCAACUUUCUGCACUGGAGGUUUUGGAACUUUCUUUCAACUCCCUCUCAGGAGAGAUACCGUCUGAAUUUGCGAAACUUCAACAUCUCAAUGUAUUGCGCUUAGAUCAUAACCAUUUUUCUGGAAAGAUACCAUCAAGUUUUGGUAAUGCAGCUUCACUCUCAGUAUUUGACGUGUCUUUCAAUAAUUUGACUGGGUCCGUACCUUCGAAUUCAAGUUUAAUCACAUGUGAGAACGUGCAAGGGAACCCUAACCUUCAGCCAUGUCCAUCAACCUCACAAUGGGAGCAAGAGCAUUCUGGUAAUGUUACACAACAAGGAACCAGCCCUCCCAGUGGAAGCAUGCAGACAAGCAAUGGUUCUUUCAGUCCAAUUGUUAUUGCCACCAUUACAUCUGCCUCUGUCAUUUUCUCAGUUCUACUAGCAUUAGUUCUCUUCCUUACAUGCAUGAAGAAGUAUGUGUAUAAGUCUGCAUCUGGCCGGGGGCCAGGUAGGAAAGAAGUUGUGACAUGUAAUGACAUUGGUAUACAUUUAACCUAUGAAAAUGUUGUUAGGGCUACUGGCGGUUUCAACAUUCAGAAUUGCAUUGGCAGUGGAGGCUUUGGAGCCACAUACAAGGCUGAGAUUGUCCCUGGAGCUGUGGUUGCUGUUAAGCGGCUCUCAAUUGGUAGAUUUCAAGGUGUUCAGCAGUUUGAGGCUGAGAUCAGGACUCUAGGAAGGGUGCAGCAUCCGAAUCUUGUAAAGUUGAUAGGUUAUCAUGUAAGCGAAUCAGAAAUGUUCCUCAUCUACAACUACUUGCCUGGUGGCAAUCUAGAAAGUUUCAUUCAGGAGAGGUUAAGGAGAGCAGUGGAAUGGAACAUGCUUCACAAGAUUGCUCUUGAUAUUGCACGCGCCCUUGCUUAUUUGCAUGAUGAGUGUGUUCCCCGGGUGUUACACCGUGAUAUCAAACCAAGCAAUAUAUUACUGGAUAACAAUUACAAUGCAUAUCUUUCUGAUUUUGGCCUUGCACGUCUUCUGGGUACUUCUGAGACACAUGCCACAACUGAUGUUGCUGGGACAUUUGGAUAUGUUGCUCCAGAAUAUGCAAUGACAUGCCGUGUUUCUGAUAAGGCGGAUGUGUAUAGUUAUGGUGUUGUUCUUCUGGAAUUGAUAUCUGACAAGAAGGCUCUUGAUCCCUCCUUUUCUUCCUUUGGAAAUGGUUUUAAUAUUGUGGCUUGGGCAAGUAUGCUUCUACGGCAGGGGCGUGCUAGUGAAUUUUUCGUAGCCGGUCUUUGGGAUUCUGGGCCCCAUGAUGAUCUAAUUGAGAUAUUGCACUUAGGAAUUAUGUGUACAGGUGAAUCGCUUUCAUCCAGACCUUCCAUGAGGCAAGUGGCACAACGAUUGAAGCGAAUUCAGACAGCAACAUCUUGACUGAAGUUUUUGAAAAUACACGUUUUUGUAAGUUAACACUAAUGAUUUGUGUUUUGCCAUUUGUCUAAUCAUUCAUUCUGCAUACAUUUUUUUGUAAAGAAUCCAGCAGAUUUAUCCUGUAAGAUAUUGUAGUUCAUAGCUCCUUAAAAUCAUAAAAGUUUGAUAUCUAUUGGAAUUUAUACAUGAAAUCUACUUGCUACUGUUUUCGGUUUUAUGGCGUUCGCUACUCAAUGCAUUUGCGAUGAUAGGAACAUGGCCCAAUACUUGAUAGAGUUCUGAUUAAGUAUAAUAUUUUAUCAGCAAUAAACAUUGGGGAAACCCUAUUAUGGGCAGUUUUGUAAGAUUUAGAGCUGUAGCAUUAUAUGCUGAGACAUGUUGUGCAUGAUAAAUCAUCGAUGAAAUACAACAAACCUUAAACUUGUCAGAUUCGGAAGACUUUCAAGCCCUUCAAGUAACGCAGUAAGAGUUAUAGGACUGUAACAUCCUGAUCUCUAAUAAAACCUUGUCCUCAGAGGAAGGCAAGAUACAUUUUGAGCUUGGAAAUUUACACAAUUGAGAAAUAUUUAUAUUCUGUAAAUUAGGUUUACUUAAUAUUAGAAUUAGUGUAACAAAAAGCUAGGAGUUUUUUUUUUCUGCGUUUGUUCGUAUUUUUAUUUUUUUUAUUACUGUACACAGCUCCUAAUUUUCAAUUGUUUCAAGUUGACAUUAUAUUUGCUACUGGUAUAUAAUCUAAGAUAUUUGUUGAUGAUAUUAUUAAGUGCUUCUUUGUGCUCUGGACUAUGAAUUGGCAAUUAGAGUUCACUCAUAGACACUUACAUUGGAACGGAAUCAUCAGUAUUGGAUAUUGAUGCGUCUGCCCAAGGAAGUUUUAAGGUAACAUGUCCACCUAAUGAACAGUUUUGUUAAGAUGCUGUAAGUGCCUUGCAAAUGAAGUGUGCACUGCUUUAAUUAUUCAUUGUCUCAGAUAUAAUGUUCCUCACUUUGUAAACUAUGGUAAGAGCAAUAUAUUGAUUUCUUUAAUCAAUGCAGGCUAAUGAGCUGGUUUCUCAAAAGGUUUUCUAAGCCUUGGGGCUAUUUUAUAUUAUCUCAUUUUCUUAAUGCUCAAUACUAAGUAAGUACGUCUCUUAGGGACUACUUAUUCUUCGACGUUAGUCAUAGUGGCAUGGAGAUCAGUUUUGAGCCAAAUACCAUGAGUCCAUGAUGGUGUGGAGGUAUUUACCGUACUCUCUUUUUGCCGAAUAUCUUAAGUUGGAUUCUUGCUUAUUUUGGUCUCAGGUACUAGGUAAGCAUGCCCUUCUACCUUUUCUUUCUACGUAUUUGGCUUCAGCAGUUACAUCGGGUUUCCUAUGUAUUGCUUUAUGGUCUUACACUUACAAUCAUUACUUAAUUUAAUAUUUUCAGUUGAUCUUAGUUGUGCGUUAUAUAAUGCUCGGGAAAGUAACUAAUGUGCUGGUCAGCCUAAUCAUUAAUUUGGAUUAUCAUUUCAGUAUUGCCAAUGUUUGCUACAUUUGAGGUGUCUCAUUAAUGUCUCUCACAUUAGCAGUUAGGACAACUGAUUCGAUGCAACAACAAAAAGUGAAGUGGCUGCUGCAAAUUAUUGAGGUUUUCUUUAUGGACUUCAGUUAGAUAACUACGAGCAAGUAUAUGUAGUCCUUUGUCUCCCUCUGUAAUCCUGGCAUGUAACUCUCAGCCUGACAGGAAGCUGAUUGCUGUUAUCUGUUUCCGUUUCCGAUUCCAACUCCGUGCCAAAGAUGCAUUCCGAGAUUCAUUAAUUCCGAGUGAAAGAUAUUUUCGGAUUCGCUUGACGAUUCAAGUACAUACAUAAUUAUAUUGAAUCAUUCUUCUGUGUAUUGGAAACUUGGAUGGUGUCAUUCUUUCCACCAUUUCGUGGCGUGCUGUACAAGUAAAUAAGUAGGUGUUGUUGCAAUCUGCAGCCAUAACAAGAAAAGAUGAGCUAAGGGAAUAUGUAAACGAUUUGAAAAGCAAUCUCAUAUGGAUAAAGUGAUGAUAUUGAUGCAUCAUGAUAUUAGCCUUACUUUUGAUGCAUAAUAUGUGACGUCCUCUUUUGAUU
Molecule: messenger RNA, 5633 nt
Organism: Mercurialis annua (annual mercury)
Lineage: Eukaryota; Viridiplantae; Streptophyta; Magnoliopsida; Malpighiales; Euphorbiaceae
Product: LRR receptor-like serine/threonine-protein kinase RPK2
Exons: 2
Coding region: 266-3562 (1098 amino acids)
Biological process (GO): protein phosphorylation
Cellular component (GO): plasma membrane
Molecular function (GO): protein binding; ATP binding; protein kinase activity
Source: RefSeq, a predicted model, not a curated record